AUGUUCGCACCAAGGAUUGAAGAAGGUGAAACUAUUGAUAUCUAUUUAGAUCUAAUCUAUGGGCCUUUAGUAUUGGACAAUGAGUUAGAAAAUGAUGAUAAUAGUGAUUCAAGUUCUACAAGCAAUAAUGAUGAUAUUCCAAUAGCAGGAACUCAACGACAUUUACGGCAUGCAUAUCAACAGUUUAGACAGAGGAUGAAAAAAACCCAUGGUCGGGGUCGAGGUCGAGGUCGAGGUCGUAAUUGCAAUCAAGACAAAUUAUGGGAAAUGCCUAAUGAAAGUUCUUUAACUGCAAUGAUAUUGGAUCCUAGAAUAAAAAAUUUUCUAUUUAUGAAUGGACCUGAUCGCGCACAGCAAAGAACACAAGCUGAGUUCCUUUUAAGGGAUUUAUAUACUCAGCUUAAGCAAGAGUUAACCAAUAAAAAUCUUGAGGUGCCGUAUUCAACAGUGGACUUGAUCAAUGAUGCUGAAGACAUAUUCUCGAAAAUGUGGGCCGAUAAUCAUGUACAAACGGAAGAUGAAGUUACUC
Molecule: messenger RNA, 529 nt
Organism: Dentiscutata heterogama
Lineage: Eukaryota; Fungi; Glomeromycota; Glomeromycetes; Diversisporales; Gigasporaceae
Source: the annotation of a GenBank genome assembly